AUGCCUGUGAACGUUUGGUCAGGCGAGUUUUCCAACUUGAGCGGUCGGGGAGGGUCCGGGGGAGCGGGCGCGGAGAGGUCAGACGCUGCGGGUAGCACGGCGGUAGACGUCAUCGGUCAGACCGGGGAUUUCGAAGGUGAUUCCACUCCCCAGCCACCCGGGAGGCGUCGCGCGUCGCGGAUGUCGUACACCAGCUCCGAAGAGUCCGCGAGGGGCAUCCUCAAACGUUUUCAUGAGCCCUGGACCAGGUCAUGUGGUGCGCAACUUGAGCGCGUCGGCCGGAAGACGGCGUGUGAAGACGAAAUGCUUAGACCGGGCCACUCAAUCUGCGAGCGAGGGCGCGCCGGGUCCAGCACGCGCGCACGGGUGCAUACCGUUCUGUGGGAUUGGGGUCAGCGUUGGGAGCCAAAGCCCUUGGCGUGCAUAAGGACUCACGGACAUGGGCUGUUGCAUAACCUCCUGAGCUCCGGUGCAGUACGGUUCACUAUAAGCGCCUUCUGCGAGCCUACGAUCUCGGGCCCGUGCGCGCCGUCCCUCGAAAACGAAGAGGACGUGCGCAUGCCGCGAAGGGUUCCCGGGGCUGGCCGCAUAAGGCCGAUUCGAGCGCAUAACAGCGGGCUUCUGCGCCUUCGAACGCGGGGUGAGCUCGUGACCUUCGUCCGAGCAAGAGAGGAAAUUGCGCACCUCGCGCGGGAACGCGCGCGCAGACGCCAGGUUCGAGAUGAGUCACCGUCCUCCGCCGACGCGGCGCGGGGGCGCUUGGGUGAUGCCCAACCUUCGCGAGCCCCCGAAGGUUCACGUGGAGCGCAGAAACCCAGCAGGGCCCACGUUCCUCUCGCGCUUGCCGGCCGACGCGUCUGUGGACUCUCCCGCCUCUCUACGCCCGCGCUGCGUUCCCGUGAUCGACAUCGACGUGCGCCCGGGGCCGGAACAAGUCGAAGCUGCGCCGCCACCUCGAGGACGUCGGCCUUGACGUGCGCGCGAAUCCACGCUGCCGACGGUCCAGGACGCUUCAACGCUGUCGGCGGACGAGCGAGGAUGUCGGCGAAAGAAAGCGAGAAUCAACCACGUUCAGUCGACGCCCGAGAAAAUGGCUCACCGUUGACUCACCUUUGCGUCGCAACCCCGCAUGAGACUGCCCGCCUGCGCGCGAUCCGGACCGCGGAACCAUCCGAAUACGGUCGACAAUGGGGGUUCCAGUCGGCUCUUCGAAGGGACAUAGCUCGGGCGGACUCACGUCUCAUGCACCGAUGUGACGCUUCUGAGCGCAAACCGCGGUUUCUGAAUCGCUGGCAUGCGCCUGAAGAACGAGGGCCGUGCGGUGCGCUUUUAGAGCGUGUCGACCAGGUCUAUCUAGAACUCCGUCAGAUCGAGAACGAAAAGGCGCGGGAGGGGAAUGCCUUGGAUCGUGACUGUACGAACGAGAAGACGCCAUUUCGGAAACGGCCCUCCGCAAACAGCACUGUGCACGUAGUCAAUACAAACUGGUCUUCGGAUGAUUGGCUCCGCGUCGCGACCCUGGUCUCUAUCCGUGAGCCAAGGAAGUCUGAGAUUCGGACACGGUUCCCUGCAAAUACACGCACCUCCAAAUCAGCCAUUCUUCUCUUCAUAUGGCAAGCAACUCCUAACGGUUUCAGCAUCCCUGCAGUUCGCAGGAAUGGCGCGCGGCCCUUGGGGCUAGCCUGGACUGAUGGGCGGGCCAUCUUCGAGGAGUCGCACCCAUUCUGUUACGGAGCCGCGGGUCGCGGCGACAUUGACAACCUGGGUAAUACGACCCCACACGAGGCACAAGAGAAGGGGUCUCCGGCGGGCGCGCUCGGGUCCCAUGGCGACGCCCUGCGAGACAAAAGCAGCAAAUUGAGACCCAAACACGAGGCCCCUGCACGACGGGAUGCGCUAGAGCUUGAGGAAAGGUUCCAGCGCGAGCGAGAACGAGAGGAAGCGGUGCCCAUAUCGAGCGAAGACAAUAAGCCGACUGGCGCUCGCGCGCGGGCAGCUGAUGACGGGUGGUGGGAUGAGGGCGUGAAAAAAGUGAAACAAGAUAGCCGGUGUGCGGUGGCAUUCGAUUAUGGCACAAUGAAGCCUAAGAGUAGACCAGAAGACUCCGCGGUCGAUCGGAAGGCUCUUCGAGGCGCACGACCCGCCACUCUGGGCGUAGCUAAUCUGAAAUCGCGCAGAUCGCAUACCUCACGCGUUUGGUCCAUCUCCCCCUACCCGCUGGAGCAACCUGGCAGAGUUCCGGGUGAGCCGUGCGUGCCUCGGCUCGGAUUCGAAGAGAGCUUCGCGGUCGGUGCUCGGAGGAUAUUCGUCCGAUUUGACUCGGGGAUGUCCGCAUGGACAGCCGGUGGGAGUAAUGCCACCCCGGGGCGUGAUCGUUGUGCUCGACCUGACGCAGACGAGCAUCGAGUUAAAGACGAAGUAGACGUACGGGCGUCAAUCGUCGAGCCGGUCCGUGCGCUCACGUGGCAGGCGUUUAUUAUCGGCUGCCACUCCUUGCCCAUAGAACUUGUAAUGCACCUGGAACGUCAACUACCCUGGACCGCAUACGGGCCUAUCCUCAAACGAUUGCGGAGAGGAAGCGUUCUUGCCCUAAACGUUGAAAGAAACUUCGCUCCCGCGGUGCUGCAACAGGCACUACUGCGCGCACCGGCGCACGACCGACACGUCGACGACACGGAGGCAUAUACGUCCUCAUACGACUGGAAUAAUUGGACCGACAAUGACAACGAGCUGAUCACACCUCAGUACGGUCAGACGCCAAGGUUAAAUAAAACCUCGCCGAAGACUGCGACUCCGACAAGAGAGCAAAUACAGUCCCCCUCACAUUGUCUCGACCUCCACCCCUUUGUCAUCACGCACUGGCUCUCUAAACGCCAAGUGCGCACGAGCUACGUCACGGCUGUCGACCACCGCGUGUCGGAGCUUGACUCGCACUUGGGCGCACCCGCGCUGACCACGGCCGGCCUCGACGCCCCCACGCUCCCCGGCACCGUCUUCUGCGCGAUCCGCGCGGCUCUUCACGCUCGCGUAGUUCUUGCGGUGCGGCCCCGUCGAGGUGGAUGCACGGUGAGACACACCUUGCUCUUUCCCCGUCUGUCGCCUCGCACUGACCCAGAGCCGGACGCAGAGCGAGAUCCGCGCGCUGCGCACGGAGGGCCGCGUCCUCUAGCGUCUCUCCGAGCAAGAUCGGUGCGGCGACGGCAUGAACUUCGGAGAGUUCCGGACCCGCGCCUUCAAGUCCUGAGCGAGGCGCAGAGUCUGCGGAUCCCACUCGUGCACGGGCUGUCGGCGGAGCGAAUCAGGUGGAGGAAUCGCCAUCACAGGGACAAGCUCGGAGUCCUUGAGCUUUACGGAGCAGAAGGAUCGAGUUGCUCUGCGAUUGCAUACGGUCUUGGUCUUCAAUCGACCACGAAUGACUUCAGCGUCCGAAGUGACCGCGGCUUCGCACACCGCCCCGACGCGAUUCACAGACCCGGUCCUAACCCGGUGCACAAUGGGGCCUCACAGCCGCCUGCGAACGCGGGCGCGGCUCCCCGUGGGGUUGCGAGUCGCAGGCGGUCUGGAUGGAAGCGCGUCCAUAUCGUGACGUCGGAACUGGGCGUUCCGUAUUCUGGGCCGUCGUGCAUUCGUUAUUCUCGAGGGACAUGGGAGAAACGGUCAAGUCGUGUUUACGGAGGAUCAAAUCACGGCGAGCUGCUAAAGCCACCUCCGAAGACAUCAAUUGCGAAGCUCUGCCCCUGCUGCAGAAUCCGUUUCAGCCAGCAAAUCUCCAAUAUCGCGGAUGCGACGCUCGGGCACGUACGGCACGAGAGCUUGCCUCGUAAACCUUCGCCCCUUUCCCGAAGGCCAGCGGUCCUGACGGUUCCGAACCCUGCAAGCAGAAACGACGUCGAAGUUUCCGGAUACGGCAACUGGGCUUCCUUUCCUGGCGUGCGGUGUCGAGUCAACGCGCCUGGUUCGGGACGCGGUGGGAGCGUGGCGCGAGGGCCGCGGACGACAAUGCAUAGCGCAGCGCUGCAAGGCCCAUCGAAUGUGUCCUCGCCGACCGGUCUUGGAAGCCGGCAGUUCUCGAGCGAGCGAGCGACUGAGAAAUUACGACCUAUACCGCUCGAGACCGUCCCGCGCAUACAUGCGGAGCUCCCCGACGCCGCCAGCCACUGCGCCGAGCAACGACGACCGCCCCAUGCGACCGCCACGAUAACCGCAGACCACAACACUGAGACCGCGGGCCACAGCCCCGCCGGCGUCGAGCGCGCCACGGUGUUCAGAUUCGAGGGCUUGAGACCUGAGCCUGAGAUGACACACACCCGUCAGAGGCCGCGAAGCACCGCGGUCGGUCGGUCGGUCGGGCCACUCAAUCUGCGCGACGCGCCGGGUGCAGUCCGUACGUAUAGCUCACCUCGCCGCGCGGCACGUCCAUCGAAAGCCCAGCGCGCGUGGGCGCUCGGUCCGGACGAGGGAAACCAGCGAAUCAGACCCGCGUCCGCGCUCGAGCGCCCCAAGCCGCGAAGGGAGUCCGCUCCCGGGCCCGAGCGCGUGCGCGGGAGGGGAACGCGCGGGUGCGCUGCGACGAGACGAGACGAGGGGACGUCCUCCUCCGCCGACGCGGCGCGAGGCGGCCGGCCGUGCUUGGGUAACGCGCAACCUUCGCGAGCCCCGAACGGGUUCGCGCGGCGCGCAGACCGCCUGCCUCUCUACGACCGCGCCCUCCCAGGCGUGCGGCGUCCCCGUGACCCCCCUGCGCGACGUCGUUCGCGGCCGGUCGGAGCGCCAGCACUUGAUCCUUUUUUUCUUUUUUCUUCUUUUUUCUCGGCGUGCGCACUUGCGCACUCGCCCUCGAUGCCGGCGAUGUGUACGCACGUUGGCGCCGCCGUCCUCCGGGGGGACGCCUCGGCGCUGGAGGCGAACGGCGGUGGCGAUCAUCAGGCGAAUGGGGGUGCGAACCCGCAGCGGUCGGUGGCGUGGGCUCCGCGGUCCUCGAUCCUCGCUUCUCGACGCUCGGUGCUCGGUGCGCGCGCGGGAGCCCGACCCCGCUGGGAACAAGAGCCCGUUGGACCGUUCGAAGAGGAGGGCGAGCGAGCCGUGGCGCGCCCCUUCCCCCCUCGCGAACCUGAGCGCAGAGUAAAGGCCCGAGGCGGAGGCAGAGAGGCCGGGAUUGCCGACGACCCGCCGAGGCGGCCGGCAAGUCACGUCGACGGCGGACGUCUGGAGAUGAACGUCUGGAAUUCGAGCCUCUCCCCGCCCGCCGCCGUCUCAUUUCCGGCGCGCCCGCGCGGCCCAUCUUCCGGGCGGGGCCCCAGCUCAUUUCCGCUCGACGCCACCCGGUGGGUGCGCCCCGAGAAAGAGAAAACAGAACAGAGAAGAGAGGAUAUUCGAGCUCAGGAGAUCAGCCUGAGGGAACGCCCACCGGUCGAGGCGCGGCGGGGUGGGAGGGGCGAGGGCGGACCGGGGCUCGAAGCUGACGGGCGGAUUUGGGGGUGCUGGGCCGGGCCUGCGCGAUUGGGAGGGUGCGCGGGCGUGAGAGCGCGCGGAAGCAGAUCCUGCGCGGCGGGCCGGAGUCUGGGCCCGCGCGACGAGGGCGAGGGCGAGGGCGAGAGAGAGAGGGCGCCACCGCCGCCACGCAGAGCCCCAGAUGGAUGGGCAGAUGGAUGGGUGGAUGGGUGGCACAGACCAGAAGGCGGUCCGCCGUGUGGAGGGCGUGAUCCCCGGACAUACGCAUCAGCGGUGGAGAAGAGGGGCGGGCCUCUCGCCCCGACACCGCCAUGCGCUGGUGGUGCGUCACAGAAGAGGGCCGAAGCUCACGAUCUCCCUCGAGCGAGGGGGACUGCAGAGAGUAAGGGAUUGGAAAGCGAGGUCGAGAGGAUCGCAGAAGCCGCGUCGCGGGACGCCCCUGGCCGUGCCACCCUUCUUCUGAGCCCAGGCUCUCCGACGCCUCGUCCUCCGUCGGCGCAGAGCACCAGCCCAGCGCCUCUGGCACUGGCUUUGACGCUCUGCGCAGUGGCUGAGGGGAGAAGAAGCGCACGACGCACCGAACGCCGCGGAGCAGACGAGGAUUACGGUUAUGAUGGCGGCGUCAAUCGACCGCCUCAGGCGUGCUCCAGCUGCACAGAGAAGAAAGAGAAAGAGGGAGAGGAAGAAGACGCACGAUCUCGCCCGCGACGCGUGCCUCGGGCGCCACCCCGCCCAUGGCGCGCCACCCUCGAUUCUUGUCCGCUUGACGGACCCAUCGUCGCGCGCCCGGCUAUCCCGCGCGCGGCGUCCCCCAUCGCCGCGCGAGGGAUCUCCAAGCACCGCCGAACCCCCAAAGAUUCUCGUCUGUGCGGAUACGCUUGCCCUUCCCAUCGCGUACGUGCAGCAGGGAGCCAAGCAGAAGCCCCGCAGGCAAGAAAAAACAAACCCGAGCACGGCGGAGAACGCGGGUGCACUCACCCGGACACGCAUAUAGAGAAGAGGAAAGAAGAAGAAAAGAACAGCCCGCGACGUCGGAAUAAUGGCAAGACGAGACGAGAUACGCAGACGCCAGCGCCGCGAAAACGAACCGUGCGACUCGGAUUUGCUUCCGCGCGCGUCCCGGGAGCGCGCGCCUCGCGUCAUCUGAUCGGUGCCCGCGCGCGCGAUAAGAUAGCGAUAACGCCCGGCGGGGGUGGAUGGGAUAUUGUACAGCUGGUAGAACACCGGCCCUAG
Molecule: messenger RNA, 6684 nt
Organism: Epithele typhae
Lineage: Eukaryota; Fungi; Basidiomycota; Agaricomycetes; Polyporales; Epitheliaceae
Exons: 36
Coding region: 1-6684 (2227 amino acids)
Source: RefSeq, a predicted model, not a curated record